AUGAUUCAGAGUCAGCUUCCCACUCAGACCCCGUUUAUUCAAAUCUACGACCGGCUGACCGAGUGUGAAAUUCGCGACCUUCAUAAGGUUUUGGGUGAAAAUAAGGAUGCUCCAAGGCAUGUGUUCAAACAAGAGGUUGACAAAUUUGUCUCCAAAUUAGAUCCUGAAUUCCAACGGGAUUACAAGAGAAUUGAAGAGGAAAUGGAGAAAUUGGAAAUUAAAGAAAAAGAGGAGAAAUCAAAGAUUUUGAGUCAUAACAGUCAAACUUCUUAUGGAGAACUGGCCAAGGCUUUGAAUGUGAGUUCGGAAAAAUGAAAUUAAUUUACGUUGAAUUUUCACUGUCAUCCUUUUCUAUCAAAAACGACGUUUUAGGAUGACCCGUUGAGUGAAUUACAGCAAAUCCAACUAGUUCACAGGAUCACGGAAAACAUCGAACCGGAGAUUAUUCAAGAGCUCAAGUCUAGUGGCAUUGUCAUCCCCAGGCGGGCGCACACUUGCGGGCAACCACUUUGCGGGCAACCAGUUUGCGGGCAGAUUUUUUGCGGGCAGCCACUUUGCGGGCAGCCGACAUUUGCGGCCAGCACCGGCAUUUGCGGGCAGCCUGGGACAUUUGCGGGCAGGGUCGACAGUUGCGGGCAGCCUGGAAGAUUUGCGGGCAGCCGACAUUUGCGGGCAACCGACACCUGAUUGUGAGGGUAACAGGGUGGACGUGGAAAAAUUACUAUGAUAUUUUGGAAAUUUGCCGACAUUUGCGGGCAGCCGACAUUUGCGGGCAAUCGGCACUUGAGGAUAACAAGGUGGAGGUGGAAAAAUUACUUCGAUAUUUUGGAAGUUUUCCGACAUUUGCGGGCAGGCAAUACUUGCGGGAAACCGACAUUUGCGGGCAACAGUUCCAAAAGUUCCUAUACAGUCUGUGUGAUUGUUUUUUCCUGUUGCCCGCAAAUGUCGGCUGCCCGCAAGUGUCGGCUGCCCGCAAAUGUCGGCAAAUUUCCAAAAUAUCGCAGUAAUUUUUCCACCUCCACCUUGUUAUCCUCAGGUGCUGGUUGCCCGCAAAUGUCGGCUGCCCGCAAGUGUCGGUUGCCCGCAAAUGUCCUAGGCUGCCCGCAAAUGUCUCAGCUGCCCGCAAAUGUGACCCCCCAAAUUUUGCCCGCAAAGUGGUUGCCCGCAAAAAAUUUGCCCGCAAACUGGUUGCCCGCAAAGUGGUUGCCCGCAAGUGUCGCGACGCCCAUCCCCAGCAUGCCGAGAUCAUAGUUAUGCAAUUCAGGGAAAUUCAUUCCCGAUAUUCGAGUCUUCAAUAACUUUUCUCUGUUAUGCAUUAUAGAAUUGUUUGUUAAUUAACCUGUGCCAUGUUGAAGAAUAAAUUUCCAACAGAACUUUGACUAAUAAUAACUUUAAACCCUAAAAUUUUAAUGUUCAAUUUGUUUUAUGUAAUACCGUUUUUCUUUUGUCAAAUUUUUUACGAAAAUUGUAAUCUUCAACUAAAAUAUGUGUUGUGCUUUACGCAUGCAGUGGAAAUGCUCGAAAUUUGACGUCCAAAUUUUAAUAAAACUUGGAUCAAACUCCGACUUUAAUAUAAGAGCUCUUAGAAUCCUAAAACACGUUGCACUGGAUGUUACUCACGUGGAUGGUCAAUAAUCAACCAAAUUCUGAUUAAGCGUUUGAAAAGCUGUUAACAAAAAAACAAUCCGAUUAAUUGUUUACCAAUUUUCGAAAUGGCCCACAGCGUUAUUAAAUCUAAUAGUUUGGACUUUGUUGGUUCGCUGACAAGAAGGGAAUUGUUAUUAUUUUCAAACGAAUUUUUACUAGUUUGUCGGGCGAAGUCACUUCUUUUCUGCCGAAAUAUCAUCCUUUGGCUCGGGAAAUCAAGUUUUAUAACAGACGAGGUAGGUAUCUACUGGCAAGGAACUGAACUUUCUUUGUAAGAGAUUACAAUAAAUGGGAAAUGCCUUAUCAUAAACGUUUUCGACUAUUGUCGUUGGUCUUUUUGUCAAUGCAAUUUUUGCUUACAACGCAUUCUCAUUCGCCAUCGGUCUUUGGUGCCUUAAAAUUUAAGCUCGCAGCUUGCCCAGAUGGCCACGAUAUUGAACAAGCUUCUCAACGAGAAGAGUACGCUCAAGGCGGAGGGCGUUCAUAGAUAAAAGCGCACUUUGCCCAUGUCUCUGCUCAUUUUACCUACAGAAUUUUGAGUUUUGGUAGAAACGUUCCUCUCUAAGGUAAAAAUCAGCCUGAAAUAAAUAAGUUAUCCGAAUAAUAAAAAUGUCGGCCAUGAACAGCUUUCGGACAAAUAGUUUUUCUAUAUGGUGGGGGCUAGGAAUUUCACGUAUACCUGCGACAAAAAUAUGCCAAAUUUUUGCCAAAUUUCCUGGUCGUCGCAUUCCUCUGUUGGCCUGCUUAGAAUCUGUAUGCAAGGUUGCGAUAAAUUAAAAAGGUCCAACUUGGGGCAUUUUCCCAGAAGUCAUUAAAAAAUCCCUUCUAAAAAAUUUAAUGUUAUUGUUUACCAAUUUUUGGAAUGCUCCCUAAUCUUAUUUUUUCGGACUUUGCUUCAUUUUCGAACUAUGAAGAAUGGUUCUAUCCGGCAAGCUUUGGAAUUUCACGGAUCAAAAUCUUUUCUCUGCUCUCAUAAAUCUUUUCAACAACCUCUUCGUUUUAGCCAAAGCCUAAUUUUGAUUUUUCAGAUACAAGUUCACCAUGUUCGAAGUUCAUUGUCGUCUCCCCUCCAAUUCACCGUUCCAUGAAAUCUACGAGCAACUGAACGAACGCGAACUCAGGGGUCUCUAUUAUUUAUUCGAGGAGAAAAAGAAGGCUCCGAAAUAUGUGUACAUGCAAGAAGUGCAGGAUUUCAUCUCCGGGCUCGAUCCAAAAAUUCAAGAGGAAUUUCGACGAUAUAAUGCAAAAAUAGAGGAGUUGGAGAAAGAGAGGGAAGAACGGGCGAAACAUUUGAGCCAUGAGACGCAAGCUGUCUACAAUGACAUGGUCAAGAUUUUGAGGGUAAGUGAUGAUGGUAAAAUGAGGAAAACCGAACUUGUAGCCUUUGAUUUGAAGUAGUUUUGUGACCAGAAUCCAAAAAGCAUAGGAUUUUCAAGAUAUUGCAAAGCAGUCAUCGAUUUUUUUAAAUCUUUCAAUACAAAUUUUGCACAGAUGUCGGUCAUGAACUAAGCAUCAAUUCCUGAAAGUAUUAGCCCGCGCUCUGCGAUCGCCGUCGAGAUAUUGAACGAUCUUUUCCGCCGAGAGAGUACGCUAAACGCGGAGAGCGGUCAGAGAGAAAAACAUUUUUUGAUCAUAACUUUGCUAGUUUCGUGCGGAAAAAAUGAUCUUUUGUGGAAAAAAACUCUCUAUGGUAGAAAUAAGCAUGAAAGUUUUCGUGCCGGAGUUCGGCAGAAAGUGUCAAAUUUUCGCCAACUUUCGAUCUAAAAAUCUCGGUUGUUUCUGCAAAGCGCGAGCUAGGAUUCUCACAUAUAUUUAAGAAAAAAUUAUUCUGAAUUUGUGCCAAGUUUCAUCAAAAUCUGAGCGUCGCACUUGGGGUACUUCCCUUGUGAGAUCUGCGGAUAUUCUUACUGUCAUCCGAAAUUUGAACAUUUUUCAGAACGACCAAAUUAGCGAGGAAGAGCAAGUACAAAGCGUUCGGAAAUAUGCUGCACAUCUUGAACCGGCAAUCAUUGAAGAACUAAAAUCUGCUGGCAUUAUUGUUCCCUGCGAUGAAUAA
This is a messenger RNA of Bursaphelenchus xylophilus (pine wood nematode), 3703 nucleotides long. Lineage: Eukaryota; Metazoa; Nematoda; Chromadorea; Rhabditida; Aphelenchoididae. The record is from the annotation of a GenBank genome assembly.